AUGUCCUCCGCUGCCGACUCAGACGGUGAGAUCCAGGGCCGGACGCAGAGAAGCCCUCUCGCCUCCCAGCGUGCAAGGGAAGAGAAGCAAAACCCCCGGAAAUCCCGCCUCGAAGGGCUCUUUCCGCUCUCAUACAAGCAAGGCUUCUCACAGUGGUGGACAGCCCUGCCUGCCGCUCAAGCAGAACAUCGCGUCCUCUCCUUCGUACCUUACCUCCAACAGCCGCCAACUCACGCAAAGACUGGGUCUGCGCCGCCCACACGGAGCGCCUCGACGGUCUCAAUCAACCAGGACGCCCCCUCAGAGCAGAUCGCGACGACAAGCUCCUUUACUGACCCGUACGGACCGCGAAGAUGGCACUCCCGCCUCGUGCCGCUGUCCGGGAAGAACCGCGCCCUCAACGAAUUCUCCGUCGAACGCACAGGCGAAGAUGUCGAGAACAACCUGGUAAUUCUACACGGCUACGGCGCCGGACUGGGCUUCUUCUACAAGAACUUCGAGCCCCUCUCCCGAGCAAAGGGGUGGCAACUCUACGCAUUAGACAUGCUCGGUAUGGGCCGCAGUUCGCGUCCACCUUUCAAACUAAGAUCCAGGACGAGGGAAGCGCAAAUCACAGAGGCCGAGGACUGGUUCAUCGACAGCCUGGAAGAAUGGCGCGUGAAGAAGAAGAUCGACAAGUUCACCCUGAUAGGCCAUUCCAUGGGCGGCUACAUGGCUGUUUGUUAUGCGCUCAAAUACCCGGGCCGGUUGAACAAAUUGAUACUCGCCAGCCCGGUGGGCAUACCCGAGGACCCCUAUGCCACGCACGCGGCUAUGCCACCUCCACCAGAGCAAGAUGGAGACGCCGACUCGUCUCCAAGCAAGGGCGAUAACAACAACUUCCUCAACGGCCGGAAGAAAGCAGAACAAGACGCCCAACUAAGACAAAAAGCGAACCCGAACCGUCUACCCGCUAACGACGACGCCACGGAUUCCGAUGCCUCAACAGCGCCGCCGCCGCGGCGACCCCUUCCCAAGUGGCUCACCUACCUUUGGGACGCAAAUAUUUCACCGUUCAGUUUCGUUCGCUGGGCCGGUCCGCUAGGUCCCCGGCUCGUCAGCGGGUGGACGUCGCGGCGGUUUUCGCAUCUCCCAGCAGAAGAGGCCCUCGCUCUGCACGAUUACAGCUACUCAUUGUUCCGGCUUACUGGCUCAGGGGAAUACGCGCUCGCUUACAUCUUGGCUCCGGGUGCAUUCGCCCGGAGUCCCUUGAUCAGACGAAUCGGAGGCGUGGGUCGACAACCUCUGGAGUCGAGGACCCAUCAAGUCAACGACGCCGGUGUAUUGGAACAACAUCCCGGAGCAUCCUCCCCUGCAUCACCUGGGACCGACGCUUCCACGUCGCCCAAGCAACCGUACGAGCCUGGUCUCCCCGUCGUGCUCAUGUACGGCGAGAACGACUGGAUGGACGUCAAGGGCGGGUACGCAGCAAAGAAGAAGAUCGACGCCGAGACCCAGCGCAACCUUGCCAACGCUUCGGCUGAAGAAAAGGAACGCGACCAGGGUAGUGCCAAGGUCGUCAUCAUCAAGGACGCUGGACAUCACUUAUACUUGGAUAACGCGCAGGACUUUAAUGACGUGAUUCUACAAGAGAUGGAGGAUGUGAGGAGAAGAAGUCGGAAGGAGACAGGGGUGGGAGGUCGAUGA
Cladophialophora yegresii CBS 114405 is the source of this 1686-nucleotide messenger RNA. RefSeq lists its product as uncharacterized. The coding region runs from base 1 to 1686 and encodes 561 amino acids. Gene Ontology annotation, biological process: cardiolipin acyl-chain remodeling. NCBI's taxonomy places the organism in Eukaryota, Fungi, Ascomycota, Eurotiomycetes, Chaetothyriales, Herpotrichiellaceae. Gene Ontology annotation, cellular component: mitochondrial inner membrane. The transcript has a single exon. Gene Ontology annotation, molecular function: A2-type glycerophospholipase activity. The record is from RefSeq and is a predicted model, not a curated record.